AAAGAAAUAUGUUCCAAAUAUUGAUGUGUUGUCAUGACUAUGUCAUAUUGACAUAAACGUCAGGGAAUGUUUUGAUCCAAACGUUUUCAGGUUAUGAGUUCAUAAAAUUCAUUGAAAAAAAUCUUGUCCUUAUAAUGGUCCUCUUAGAAAAUGAUAUGUUCUUAACGGAACUAACAAAGUUAUUUCAAAAAGCCAGAGCAACUGGAUCUGUCUCCAUGACAUUCAAAAGAUAUGAUGGUAUCAAUAGGCCCGUGCCCAGAGAAGGAAGACCACCUUUACCAGAACCUCAAGAACAUAUGUGUUUGAUACGAGCUAAAUCUGGUUCAAAAAAGCUUGCUACAAUUAUUAAACAGAAAGACAUCAAUAAGUUUCAAGUAGCAUAUAGUAACUUAAUCAGAGGAAAUUUAGAUGGUUUGAAGAAACUGAAAAAACCAAAAAUUAAAAACAAAGCUGAAUAACUUGAUUAUUGAAGGACUAUUUUUGUUUAAUGUUAUUUAAUUCACAUAUAUUUUCGCUGAAGACACUUUGUGAAUUUUCUCACACUCCUUAAGAACCUACUCAUUUAAAAUAAAUAUAUGGUAUAGAACAUGCCAAGAAA
This is a messenger RNA of Harmonia axyridis, 598 nucleotides long. RefSeq names its product signal recognition particle 14 kDa protein (gene Srp14). The record is from RefSeq and is a predicted model, not a curated record. Gene Ontology annotation, biological process: SRP-dependent cotranslational protein targeting to membrane. The transcript has 3 exons. The coding region runs from base 135 to 458 and encodes 107 amino acids. Lineage: Eukaryota; Metazoa; Arthropoda; Insecta; Coleoptera; Coccinellidae. Gene Ontology annotation, cellular component: signal recognition particle, endoplasmic reticulum targeting. Gene Ontology annotation, molecular function: endoplasmic reticulum signal sequence receptor activity; 7S RNA binding.